GCUUCCGGGGGAAUGUUGGGGCUGCUGGACGCGUUCCCCGCGGGACGGUGAAGGCUGAGGAUUUCCGGGCCGGAGGUGCUUGCCCUGCGUGCAGCCGCAGCCGCUCCCUGGGGAAGUGCAUCGGGCUCACCGUUGUUGGGAGCGGGCCUUUCUUCCCCACUGGAGCGGAGGGCGAGUGCUGCCAUGGCGGCUCCAGCUCAGCCCAAGAAAAUCGUGGCCCCUACGGUGUCCCAGAUCAACGCCGAGUUCGUGACCCAGCUGGCAUGUAAAUACUGGGCUCCCCAUAUCAAGAAAAAAUCACCUUUUGAUAUAAAGGUCAUUGAAGAUAUAUAUGAAAAAGAGAUUGUCAAAUCAAGGUUUGCCAUCAGAAAGAUAAUGCUCUUGGAAUUUAGCCAGUACCUUGAAAAUUACCUUUGGAUGAAUUAUUCUCCGGAAGUGUCCAGCAAGGCCUAUUUAAUGUCCAUCUGUUGUAUGGUGAAUGAGAAGUUCAGAGAAAAUGUCCCUGCAUGGGAGACUUUCAAGAAGAAGCCAGACCACUUCCCAUUCUUCUUCAAGUGCAUCUUGAAAGCAGCAUUGGCUGAAACUGAUGGUGAAUUUUCACUCCAUGAACAGACAGUCUUACUGCUUUUUCUUGAUCACUGCUUCAAUAGUUUGGAAGUAGACUUGAUACGAAGUCAAGUACAGCAGCUUAUCUCCCUCCCAAUGUGGAUGGGCUUACAGCCUGCACGCUUGGAAUUAGAAUUAAAAAAGACACCUAAGCUAAGAAAAUUCUGGAACUUGAUUAAAAAGAACGAUGAAAAGAUGAAUCCAGAAGCAAGAGAACAAGCCUAUCAAGAAAGAAGAUUUCUUUCACAGCUCAUCCAGAAGUUUAUCUCCGUGCUGAAGUCAGUCCCACUUUCCGAACCUGUCACUAUGGACAAAGUUCAUUACUGUGAAAGAUUCAUUGAACUUAUGAUUGAUCUAGAGGCCCUACUCCCCACAAGGCGCUGGUUUAAUACCAUCCUGGACGACUCCCACCUUUUGGUUCACUGCUACCUUUCCAACCUUGUUCAUAGGGAAGAGGAUGGCCAUCUUUUUUCCCAGCUUUUGGACAUGCUUAAAUUCUAUACUGGUUUCGAGAUUAAUGACCAGACUGGAAAUGCUCUGACAGAGAACGAGAUGACUACCAUUCACUAUGAUAGAAUCACUUCUCUACAGAGAGCUGCUUUUGCACAUUUCCCUGAACUCUAUGAUUUUGCCCUCUCCAAUGUGGCGGAAGUAGAUACUCGGGGAUCCUUGGUCAAGUUAUUUGGACCUCUUAGUUCAAAUACACUCCACCAGGUGGCAUCAUACCUCUGCUUGUUACCAACUCUUCCUAAAACUGAAGACACAACUUUUGAUAAAGAAUUUCUUCUAGAAUUGCUGGUAUCUCGUCAUGAACGUCGAAUUUCUCAGAUUCAGCAGUUGAACCAGAUGCCUUUGUAUCCAACUGAGAAAAUCAUAUGGGAUGAAAAUAUUGUCCCAACUGAGUACUAUUCAGGGGAAGGUUGUCUUGCUCUUCCCAAGCUAAAUUUGCAGUUUUUGACUCUUCACGAUUACCUCCUAAGGAACUUUAAUCUCUUCCGCUUAGAAUCAACUUAUGAAAUUAGGCAGGACAUUGAGGACAGUGUCAGCAGAAUGAAGCCUUGGCAGUCUGAAUAUGGCGGUGUAGUGUUUGGUGGCUGGGCGCGAAUGGCUCAACCCAUUGUGGCUUUCACUGUGGUUGAGGUUGCCAAACCCAACAUAGGUGAAAACUGGCCAACCCGAGUUCGUGCAGAUGUCACCAUCAAUCUCAAUGUCAGAGAUCACAUCAAAGAUGAAUGGGAAGGCCUUCGUAAGCAUGAUGUAUGCUUUUUAAUUACGGUGCGUCCCACGAAACCAUAUGGUACCAAGUUUGACCGGAGGAGACCUUUUAUUGAGCAGGUUGGCCUGGUUUAUGUCCGAGGCUGUGAAAUCCAGGGCAUGCUGGAUGAUAAAGGACGUGUCAUCGAAGACGGACCCGAACCCAGACCCAAUCUUAGAGGAGAGUCAAGGACAUUUAGAGUGUUUUUGGAUCCAAACCAGUAUCAACAAGAUAUGACCAAUACCAUACAAAAUGGAGCAGAAGAUGUGUAUGAAACUUUCAAUAUAAUAAUGAGAAGAAAACCAAAAGAAAAUAACUUUAAGGCUGUGCUGGAGACUAUUCGGAACCUGAUGAACACUGACUGUGUGGUACCUGCCUGGCUGCAUGACAUCAUUUUAGGUUACGGGGAUCCAAGCAGUGCACAUUAUUCAAAAAUGCCCAAUCAGAUUGCCACCCUGGAUUUCAACGACACAUUUCUCUCCAUUGAGCAUUUGAAAACCAGCUUCCCUGGUCAUAAUGUUAAAGUAACUGUGGAUGACCCAGCUCUACAGAUACCCCCUUUCAGGAUAACUUUUCCAGUAAGAAGUGGAAAAGGGAAGAAAAGGAAAGACGUGGAUGGGGAAGAUGAAGACACUGAAGAGGCCAAGACCUUAAUUGUUGAACCUCAUGUUAUUCCUAAUCGGGGUCCUUACCCUUACAACCAACCCAAGCGUAAUACAAUUCAGUUCACCCAUACACAGAUAGAGGCCAUCCGUGCUGGAAUGCAGCCUGGGCUAACUAUGGUUGUGGGCCCACCGGGUACAGGAAAAACAGAUGUGGCGGUUCAGAUCAUAUCCAAUAUAUACCACAAUUUCCCGGAGCAGAGAACUCUGAUUGUUACUCAUUCCAAUCAGGCCCUGAACCAGUUGUUUGAGAAAAUCAUGGCUUUAGACAUUGACGAGCGCCACCUCCUGCGUCUUGGUCAUGGAGAAGAAGAGCUGGAGACAGAGAAAGAUUUCAGCAGGUAUGGGAGAGUUAAUUAUGUCCUGGCUCGAAGAAUAGAACUUUUAGAAGAAGUCAAACGAUUGCAAAAAAGCCUAGGGGUCCCAGGGGAUGCUUCAUAUACCUGUGAAACUGCAGGCUAUUUCUUCUUAUAUCAGGUAAUGUCUCGCUGGGAAGAAUAUAUCAGCAAAGUGAAAAAUAAAGGUAACACAUCGCCAGAUGUCACGGAAGUUUCCACUUUCUUCCCUUUUCAUGAGUACUUUGCAAAUGCUCCUCAACCCAUUUUUAAAGGUCGGUCUUAUGAAGAAGACAUGGAAAUUGCUGAAGGAUGUUUUAGGCAUAUUAAGAAAAUCUUUACUCAGCUUGAGGAAUUCAGGGCCUCUGAACUACUUCGAAGUGGACUGGACAGAUCUAAAUACCUUUUGGUGAAAGAAGCCAAAAUCAUUGCCAUGACCUGUACUCAUGCUGCCUUAAAACGACAUGAUUUAGUCAAGUUAGGUUUCAAGUAUGACAACAUUUUAAUGGAGGAGGCUGCUCAGAUCCUGGAGAUAGAAACGUUUAUACCUCUUCUUCUACAGAAUCCUCAGGAUGGUUUUAGCCGACUGAAACGAUGGAUUAUGAUUGGUGAUCAUCACCAGUUACCUCCGGUCAUUAAGAACAUGGCCUUUCAGAAGUAUUCCAACAUGGAGCAGUCUCUCUUCACUCGCUUCGUCCGGAUUGGAGUUCCUACUGUGGACCUCGAUGCCCAAGGGAGAGCCAGAGCAAGCUUGUGCAACCUGUACAACUGGCGAUACAAGAAACUAGGCAACUUACCCCAUGUUCAGCUCUUGCCGGAGUUUAGCACAGCAAAUGCUGGCUUGCUGUAUGACUUCCAGCUCAUCAAUGUUGAAGAUUUUCAGGGAGUGGGAGAGUCUGAGCCUAAUCCUUACUUUUAUCAGAAUCUUGGAGAGGCAGAAUAUGUAGUGGCACUCUUUAUGUACAUGUGUUUACUUGGUUAUCCUGCUGACAAGAUCAGUAUUCUAACAACUUAUAAUGGGCAAAAGCAUCUUAUUCGUGACAUUAUCAAUAGACGAUGUGGGAGCAAUCCAUUGAUUGGAAGACCAAAUAAGGUGACAACUGUUGACAGAUUUCAAGGUCAACAGAAUGAUUAUAUUCUUCUUUCUCUAGUACGAACCAGGGCAGUGGGCCAUCUGAGGGAUGUUCGUCGCUUAGUGGUGGCCAUGUCUCGAGCCAGACUUGGACUUUAUAUCUUCGCCAGAGUAUCCCUCUUCCAAAACUGUUUCGAACUCACUCCAGCUUUCAGCCAGCUCACAGCCCGCCCACUUCAUUUGCAUAUAAUUCCAACGGAACCUUUCCCAACCUGUAGAAAGAAUGGAGAGAGGCCAUCUCAUGAAGUACAAGUAAUAAAGAAUAUGCCCCAAAUGGCAAACUUUGUGUACAACAUGUAUAUGCACCUGAUACAGACCACCCAUCACUAUCAUCAGACGUUAUUGCAGUUACCACCUGCUAUGGUAGAGGAAAGUGAGGAAGUUCAAAGCCAGGAAACAGAAAUGGAAACAGAAGAAGAGGGCAUGCCUACUCAGGCUGACAUCCCCUGUCUACCAGAUGCCAGCGUCAGUCACGAACUGUUAGCCUCUCAGACUGAGGCCACCCCCGGUGAGAUGGAGGCCACCUCUGGUCUGGCAGAGACUGGUUCCAGUCCAGAAGCCACCUCCGCUGUCUCCGAAGUCACUGCUGCCGCUGCUGGCCCCGAGGCUGUGCCCACAGAGGCUGGCACCCAGCAAGAUGCCACAUCUGCCCCAGAGACUAACUAGCCAAUGCUAGCCUUUCUUAGGGAGGACAUUUCAUCUGUAAAGUCAAAGUAAAGUUAUUUUUUGUACUUUGUAUCUGCCUUUGCCAUUUUAAAGGUAAUAAUGUUCAGUCCUUAUUUUUGUUAACUGAUAUCAGUGUUUGUUCUUCUUGGAUAUAUUUUUUAAAUUGUAUGUAUAUGAACAACUCCAUUUCAGUUCAAUCAGGGGGGCAAAUAAUCAUUCCUUUGAUACUUUUCUCAUUAAUUGAGUGUAUCUUUAAUCAUACCUACAUUAAAAGAAUUUUCUAUAGAAUAUAUAGGACAUAUUUUACACUUUUAGUGAACUUCUAUAAAAAAGAAAAAGACAGAAUGCACUGGAAAUAAUCAUAAAUGCCCCUAAGCAAGUGUUGAAAUUGGGGGGGAAAUAGUUCUAUCAUAGUAUGAGAUGCUCAACUUGUUUUGUUUUGUUUUGUUUUUAACCGUUCUGCCUUGACAUAAAGGCAUUAACAACCAUAGCUUACAGGUUUCUCAAAUCCAUUGAAGAGGUUACAUGUAUUUCUUUCCUAAAAAUUUGUUAAUGGAUCAGAAUCACCUAGAGCAGUGGUUCUCAACCUGUGGGUCGUGACCCCUUUGGUGGUCGAACGACCCUUUCACAGGGGUCGCCUAAGACCAUCCUGCAUAUCAGAUAUUUACAUUACGAUUCAUAACAGUAGCAACAUUACAGUUAUGAAGUAGCAACAAAAAUAAGUUUAUGGUUGGGUCACAACAUGAGGAACUAUUUAAAGGGCCAGAAGGUUGAGAACCACUGACCUAGAGUGUCUGUUUCUUCUUGGGGCCACUCCCAACCUAAUGAAUGAGAAUCUCAGGUGAGGGCCCAGGAAUGUGUCCUAGAGCAGGUGCUCCGGAUGUUUGAGUUGCUGGCAGAGUGGCAUCAGAUAAGGCUGGGGAGGCUGAGCCAGGUUGGUCAUUUAGCUAAGCAAGAAUGUGGCAACUCCAUCUGGGCAGGAAGGAAGGCCCGGAGUCUGGGCAGUGAGAGCAGCAUGCCAAGGUUCUGCGUCUCCUGCCUGGCUUAGUUCUUUUGGUGGAUAACCAGCCACAAAGAGACCUUAAGGUAUAAUGUGCUCCAGUUCUGGGAGAGGAAAGAGACGCAGACCUUGCUACUCAAGCGUGGUUUGCAAUCAGCAGCAUCAGUGUCCAUUGAAGGCAUGUUAGAAAUGCAGGCACUAGAGCAGCCGUGGGCAAACUAUGGCCCGCGGGCCGGAUGCGGCCCGUUUGAAAUGAAUAAAACUAAAAAAAAAAAAAGACCGUACCCUUUUAUGUAAUGAUGUUUACUUUGAAUUUAUAUUAGUUCACACAAACACUCCAUCCAUGCUUUUGUUCCGGCCCUCUUGUCCAGUUUAAAAACCCAUUGUGGCCCUCGAGUCAAAAAGUUUGCCCACCCCUGCACUAGAGUCUACCCCAGACUUAUUAAAUUUGAAUCUGCAUUUCCACCAAGUCCCCGGGUGAUUGAUUCAUAAACACUUUGUAGUUUGAGAAGCACUGUACUGAGAGUACUGUGCUGUCCUCACAUGAAUGAGGUAGAAGGAUGAUCUUGAAGGUAGAGUUACCUGAGAGUGACUAAAGUUUCCUGACAAGGACUUCUGCUUAUAAGGUCCCUGCAUGGGUGGCCAGAAAGGGUGAAUAUUUGUAUAUGUGGAGAGAGAAAUUGCCCACUACUUCUCUCCCCCAUUUUGACAUCUGCUAGAGUGGCUAAAGGAGGCAUUUCCCCCAAAGUAUCUCCUCUACUACAUGUACCUGUAGGUUUGACCAUGUCCAAAGAACCUUUGAUGAAGUAAAUAAGAACUACACACAGCCAUUGAAAUGCUUCUGAUCCUCCAUCUUGAAGGAAUGAUCACUUCAUUAGGAAAUUAAACCCAGGAAUCAGGCCAGGGAAGGGUAUUUUUGAGUGACUAGUGUUUGCUCAGCUCUACCAGGGGGUGGUAGAUGUGAUUCACUCUCACAGUGUCUCAUGCCUCAGAACUCUUGUGUAAAUGUGGGUGAGGAAGGAAAAUGGAAGUGGUGGACUGAUGAGGGGCAUGAAAUGAUGAGGAAACUGCCCUAGGAAGGUAGGUUGUCUGCUAUCCAGUAAGGAUUGAGCCAGGUAGACUGUUAGAUGUUGUCUCCGAGUAUAAGAAUUCAAAAGCAGGGGUUGCGGGCAUCUGUGUGAGGACCAGCACCCGCAGAAUUAUUUUCAUUGUAAACACAUAGUAUCAGGUGAAUAUCUAGUAUCAGGCUAAGCAAGAGGGAAGGAGCUUUAUGGUAUUACUAGAGGCCCAGUGCAUGAAUUUGUACACAGGUGGGGUCUGGCCGGCCCGCCCCGAUCAGGGCCAAUUGGGCCAGACUGACCAGGGGGAGGAACUGCAGGCGGUUGGUGGGCCAACCCUGCCCCCAGUCAGGGUUGGGGAGGCCAAUCGGGGGCGGUGCUGGCUGGGAGAGGGGCCGUGGGCAGUUGGCCAGCCCCAUCCAGUUGAAUUCCCGGUCAGUCUCUCAGUCAAGGGGACAAUUUACAUAGUAGCCUUUUAUUAUAUAGGAUUGUCUUUCCUGAAAAAGAAUGAUUUUUCUCUCUACCCUUUAGGGAUAUGAAUUAUAAUACCUGUGACCAAGAUAAGCAAACUUUUAUGCUACUUCCUCAUUAAGUAAACUGUUUUCCAAACACUAUAAAUCACGGUCUAGCUGGAUCACUA
Myotis myotis is the source of this 7354-nucleotide messenger RNA. It is a transcript of the gene AQR, whose product is annotated as aquarius intron-binding spliceosomal factor. Gene Ontology annotation, cellular component: catalytic step 2 spliceosome. Gene Ontology annotation, biological process: mRNA splicing, via spliceosome. The transcript has 35 exons. Bases 184 to 4656 code for a protein of 1490 amino acids. The record is from RefSeq and is a predicted model, not a curated record. Lineage: Eukaryota; Metazoa; Chordata; Mammalia; Chiroptera; Vespertilionidae. Gene Ontology annotation, molecular function: mRNA binding; helicase activity.